AUGGCUCAUUCCUUCAACCCGCCUCAGACCUCCAUGGCAGGUUACAUCCAAGAGCCGCCCCCGCUCUCCGCAUACUCGAUCUUGGGUCAGAACCAGUAUCCAGAGAGCGUUGCGCUCUGGUCCGCACAGCAGCCGCAGCAACCGCAACCGCAACAGCCGCAGUCACAGUCUCCUGCGGUUCCUUUAACCCCAGCCACUCCGAGAACACCGUCUCUCCUCCAGCCCCUGCCGGAUCAGAAAAAGCACAAACGCACUAGGAGCGGCUGUUUUACCUGCCGGUCUCGCCGAAUCAAGUGCGACGAGACUCGUCCUGUUUGCGAUCGAUGUCGAAAGGGUAACCGGGAAUGCGUCUACCCUAGUACAACAGGCCCGGCGUCAAAGCCCGCACCUCGAUCCGUGGCAAAGGCUAAGGCUUCUCGGCCGCAGUCCCGCGGAAGUGAUUCAUCGGGUCCUGUUAGUGUUGACACCGAUGAGACUCGUACUUUCGAUUUAGCGCCAAUUGCGGACGAGGAAGAGGAAGGUAGCCCCGGUUCAAGCACCCAUCAAUCACCGACAGCUACCGGGGCCACCGCUCCAACUGGAUUGAAAUCUACGUUGUCUAAGAAGAAGAGUGCUCAGUCUUUACACCGUCGUAAAGUGAAGCAGCAGGUUGUGCCUGCGGCAGACCCCAAUCGCAAGGAGGAUAGCAGCUCGCCUUCAACUGAGACUUCAUCCCGGUAUGGAUCGCUGAGUGCACGAUCGGAUAGUGUUGGAUUUCAUCUGUUCGAGACUGUCGGAGACCCGAAUACGGCCCACUUACCCGAGGAUCUCCGGUUCUACCUCUCAUAUCACCAGGACUCCCUAAACUAUCGGCACUACUUCAUGCGUUCCCGCAGUAACAACUUCGUCAAACAAACCAUCGUCGAAUAUGCCUUGCAGUAUGAACCUUUGCUUUACGCUAUCGUCGGGUUCUCCGCCUACCAUCACGUCGUGCAAACCGGGGGUGGUAAUCUAUAUUCCUUUCUCAAAUACUACAACAAGGCUCUAUCACUAUUACGGAGGUCGCUAGGGUCCGGGGAACCGUAUAGCGAAGCGACCCUAGCCACAGUCCUUGUGCUUGUCAAUUUCGAGGAAUUUGUUGGUGACUGGGUUAACCUGAUAGAUCACCAUCAGGCCGCCCAUUUCUUGAUUCGCCAACUCAUAUCGCCCGAAUCUGCUUCUUCGGACAAAGCUCAUAGGCAUCUUUUCGAGUGGUAUGCACGAUUUGAUAUAACAGCUGGUAUCGUCUCCGGAAACGAGCUGGUUCUUGGGCGAGAAUGGUACGUCAAAACAGAAGAGUACGAUAUCAAGGAAGCAGCCGAAAAUCCGGAUGACAUUGAAAAGCACAUGACCAUGGUAUCCUCAAUUGGCCGUCGCUUUGGCUUAGAGUUGGCGUCGUUGUACGCCAAGCUGUCGCGCGGCAUGAUCGAGUAUGGUGAUUUUCUCAUUGAGAAUGAGCAACUCGGUCAAAGUUUGGAACGCAUGAAGGACACGUUGAGCCAGUAUGCUGGGCAAUAUGUUGUGGAAACCUUCCCUAACCAGCAGCCCUUGACAGGGGAUGAUCUUGUUGAUCCCUAUGUACCUGGAAGCUUUCACUACGGACCAUUGUGGGAUGUCAACUUCUACUGGAUUGACUAUUAUGCAUGCCGAGCCAUGUUCAAGUUCCAGUUCAUCGUGAGUACGCAACAGGGCUCAAUGAAUGAGUUGCUGGCUCUGUCAUAUGAAAUGAUCCGGUUAAUGGAGACAAUUGAACGCUGGCCAGAUAAGGAAAAUGGCUACAUCUUUGCCUUCAAGAACAGCAUUACCUUGGCAAGCCUGUUUCUUCCACAGGAUGAUCGGCAUUUCAAUUGGGCCAGGAGGGGCUUUGCCACCCUGGAGCAAAAUGGCUAUGUGAUUACAGCCAAGUAUCGAGCUGCUCUUGCCGCCAUCUGGCAGCUGCCGGAGAUCAACGAUUGGUGGCUUCCAGACGGCAAAGAUUAUCCGUCAAUCAUCCGUCAGGUCCGCGAAAUGACCGCUGAACGAACCACCAAUCCCCGUGAUGAUUACCGGGAAAGUGUGCGCGAUAUGAAAGCCGUCUUUGGGAAGCUCAACCUUGACGACACGGAGAGCGAAACUAGCCCGGCUUCCACUACAGAUGUCCCGCAUCCCACGACCUCGAAUUAG
Aspergillus mulundensis is the source of this 2181-nucleotide messenger RNA. RefSeq names its product Zn(II)2Cys6 transcription factor. The transcript is spliced from 3 exons. The record is from RefSeq and is a predicted model, not a curated record. Gene Ontology annotation, biological process: positive regulation of transcription by RNA polymerase II. NCBI's taxonomy places the organism in Eukaryota, Fungi, Ascomycota, Eurotiomycetes, Eurotiales, Aspergillaceae. The coding region runs from base 1 to 2181 and encodes 726 amino acids. Gene Ontology annotation, cellular component: nucleus. Gene Ontology annotation, molecular function: zinc ion binding; DNA-binding transcription factor activity, RNA polymerase II-specific; transcription cis-regulatory region binding.